AAUUAAAAAUAAAUUGCAACCGAGUUGGGCAGAGGCCAGGAAACCUUCCCUCUUUAGUACAUUGAGAAAAGAACGAAAAAACUACGAAACCCUAGAAAUUCUGAAGAAGAGAUACUGCGAGUCUGCCACCAGACACAGGGAGCGACUGCCGUUGAUGGACAAUGUUCCGGCCGAAGUCGUCUCGAAGCGAAACAGAGUGGAACAAUCCUGCGAUUCCACGAGAAGAAACACCACGAGAAGAAACACCACGAGCAGAAUCCAACUGCCUAUGGAUCUGGUCUGCCCUGUCUUGGAGCGGCUGCCGUUGAUCGACGUUCUCCGGGCAAAACUCGUCUCUCAUGCCUGGAACUCAGGGGCAGACGCCGUCCUCUCUUCCAAGCCCCAUUCGCGUCUCCUCAAAUCCCCAUGGCUCCUGCUUCCUCCAAAACGAGAUGGAGAAGGUGGCUACACCAGCUAUCCAAACUGCGCCGGCAGUGAUUCUUAUCGCAUCAUGAAUCUGGAAGAAAACAUGGUUUACGAUCUGAAGAAGUCAACAGCGGACCUGAUUUCUGAGUUUGCCUGCAUUGGAUCCUCACACGUGUGGCUGAUUUUAUCCGACUACACAACGUUAUCUCCCUUCCUCUUCAACCUUUUCACCGAGGCCCGGAUACAACUUCCUUCAUUCAAAACUCUGCUCGGCAUAUCCGAAAUUGAGGAAGAUGGUGGAGGCAAAAUUCUCUGGAAAGGAAAAUGGAUGAUCCAGGCCGAGGUAGAGCUACGCCGAUGUUUUGUAUCAAGAGUCCUUUUGACAGCCGAACCAACUGGAGGAGAUUAUGCUGUGGUUUUGUUAUUGGACUCUGGAGAUCUUAUUUAUUAUAAGAAUGGAGACAUUUCGUGGACACCAUUCUAUGAUUCAGGAUUUCCGCCCCGUACUGUAGUGGAGGAUAUUAUGUGCUAUGAAAACAAGCUCCAUGUCCUGACUGUUGAUGGUGCUAUUUAUACUUGGGAUUUAGGGAGUGAUGGAGAAGGCGGCUACACCAGCUAUCCAAACUGCGCCGGCAGUGAUUCUUAUCGCAUCAUGAAUCUCGAAGAAAACCUGGUUUACGAUCUGAAGAAGUCAACAUCGGACCUGAUUUCUGAGUUUGCCUGCAUUGGAUCCUUACACGGGUGGCUGAUUUUAUCUGACUACACAACUUUAUCUCCCUUCCUCUUCAACCUUUCCACCGAGGCCCGGAUACAACUUCCUUCAUUAAAAACUCUGCUCGGCAUAUCCGAAAUUGAGAAAGAUGGUGGAGGCAUCCGUGAAAUUCUCUGGAAUGGAAAAUGGGUGAUCCGGGCCGAGGUAGAGCUACGCCGAUCUUUUGUAUCAAGAGCCUUUUUGACAGCCGAACCUACUGGAGGAGAUUGUGCUGUGGUUUUGUUAUUGGACUCUGGAGAUCUUAUUUAUUAUAAGAAUGGAGACAUUUCGUGGACACAAUUCUAUGAUUCAGGAUUUCGGAACCGUAUUGUAGUGGAGGAUAUUAUGUGCUAUGAAAACAAGCUCCAUGUCCUGACUGUUGAUGGUGCUAUUUAUACUUGGGAUUUAGGGAGUGGUUAUCCAGAAAAUAAAAUCUACAAUGGAUAUGCUGCCCCCAAUGGCAGAUUUUGGAGACCCAAUUGUUUCAUCUCUCGAGUUUAUCUGGUUCAAUCAGGUGGGGAGAUUCUGCUUGUUGCAAGGAAUGUGCUUAUUGCAAGGAAUGUGCUUGUUGCAAGGAAUGCGCUAGAGGAGGAUGACCAUGAUAUCACUACUGAGAUAUUUGAUGUAUAUAAGCUGGAUUUGGAAGGGCGAAAAUGGGUAGAAGUGGAAACUCUUGGGGAUGAUCGAUCAUUGUUUUUAGGUCAAAAUCAAUCCGUAUCAGUAUCAACAGAAGAUUUUAGUAGAUGCAAGGGGAACUGUAUUUACUUCACCCAUGAUCAUUUUUUAACUCUGCUUGAAAUUAGUGAAAUGGGCAUGGGCAUGGACAUGGGCAUCUACAGCUUGAAGGAUAGAAAAAUUUCACCAAUUUUUGAGUUUCCUUCAGAGACACUCUUGGAGUUCAGCCUGAUACCCUGUUGGCUCAUUCCAAGUUCCUGCUAAUUCAUGGAGAAGUAGCAGUGUUAGUUUUUUGAAUCUGAUUAUGCUCUUUUCUUAAUGGAUAUUCAAACUGAUUAUUGUUCUAUACUUCUGAUCAGGUGUUCUAUAUAUACAAUGACAAAGAAAGCUCAGUGUUUUAUUGAUAUUGCUUGUUUUAAUGUAAAUAAUAAAACAGAAUCUGUAUUUAGAUUUCUAACAGAGCUAAUAUGUCCAGUAACAAAAAGCCAAAAUGGUAAUUUUCUGAAGCACCUUAGAGAUCAACAAUUUAAUUAUGCUAUGCUGAAUGAAUUUUCAUAUCUAUUAUGAUCUUAGAUAUUGUAGCCAAUGCAAAAUAUGACUAUGGAUUAGGAUCUAGAAAGAAACAUUGACUGUUCUUUUUCUUUCUCCCCUAAUAUAUUCCUCUUUUUCUUUUACUUCUUUAUUGAUGAAAUAGCCGGGGAAAAAAACUUUUGAGGAGAAUUGUUCACAUAAAUAUUUGUUGUUCUAAACUUGUUAUCUUGCAAUGUGGUAUCAAACAAGCAAUAUGAUGAUGGAUGAUAAGAGAGCAAAGGGGUUCAUGUCAUUCUGACCUCGAGAGCUUACUGUCCUCAUGCCUUGCUGAAGAUGGUCAUGUGAACAAGCGCAAAAGCUUCAUUUCAUCUUCCAGAAUAGAUAUCAGACCAUUUCUCUACUACACAGAAAGUUAUACUUAAUUUACUCUGUUACUGGUUAUAUUUGUAUGUUAUAUCACCACCAGGGCAUGGAUUAGACCAAGUGGAAAUGAAAGCGACAAUGGCUCACUUGCAGAAUUUGAUAAAGGUAAUGUAUCCACUAUUUUGUAUUUACAUUUCUUCUUUUAAUUGAUUUAAAAUUUACAAUGAAUUGUUACUAAAUCUCUUUUCACCUGCCCUUGAAUUUCUGAUGUUUUGGUGGAAUAGAAAUCAGAAGGUAGU
Messenger RNA from Rubroshorea leprosula, 3024 nucleotides. The record is from the annotation of a GenBank genome assembly. NCBI's taxonomy places the organism in Eukaryota, Viridiplantae, Streptophyta, Magnoliopsida, Malvales, Dipterocarpaceae.